AUGUAUAAGGUACAGGUUGUGUUGGUUCCUCCCAGUGUGCGAGACAGUUUUGCUCCGCCGAAUCUUGCUUCGGCGUUGGAGGAUUCCUCGCAUCUGCUGAAUAAUGGUAUGGUUGCGGGUUUGCCAGCACAAGCUUCUGGCAACUUGCAGCAAACCAAUCCCGAGGUUUCUGCACUGUACCAGAACUGGACCAAUAACUCGUUCAUGAUGUCAAGUUUUUUGACUCAACCAAAGAUGAAGAGAUUUUUACACUUCACGAAGUCGAACAACACACUACUAGACUUGUCCCAAGAGAUCCUGGAUAAAUGUGAGAAGAUGUACCCGAACCUAACUGAAGAUAUUGAAAUAUUGAGUCUGCAAGACAGUAAUGCAUGCGAUCUGGAUCCAGACUUUGUCGUCAAAGAUGUUUUCAGUAUGGAUAAUACCGUACGUGUAAUAUUGAAGGACGAAUUGGGUGAGACAAACGAGCCUGCCCCCGUAUCGGUAUACGCCUCAGUGAAAAGGAGAAAGCUGAAUGAUGGUAAUCAGCAACUGGCCCCUGCGACUGCUCCUCAGGCCAGUGGAUCCCUCAAGGUUGCCAAGAAACGGAGCCAGAGCUCAACUAUCAAGGGCCCACCCAACCCUGGUUUGAGGAUAUCCACCCCGUUAGCGAAUCAAAUCUAUCCAAAUACUGUUACCAACAACUCUGAUGACGAGGAGGAAGUCGGGGAGAGAUCGUUUUUACCCCCACCAACGCAGCCGCAAUCUCCUCCAAUACGUAUAAGCUCCGGUAUUGAAAACUACAAAAAGGUAAAACACUCCACCGAUGUAGACACCGUUUCGAGAUCCGAAACGGUCGAUCCCGAUAAAUCAAGACAACAACGUAUCCUGUCUGAGACUCCUUUGCGAACAGCGAUGACCCCAAACAGAGUCACUCUUACUGGCCAGAGAGUUGUUUCAGAAAAUAACAAUGGGCCCAGCAAUGGGCUAAUCUUUACAAGCACUACCACCUCUCAACACCAAGUAAAUACUGCAUCAAGCCCUAGAAUAACAUCUGGUAUGCUUACAAUCCCAGAACCUAAAAUCGCGGAGGUUGAAGAAGAAUUGAAGGAGGGGCCUUCUAGCCCUUCCUCCCUUCUACCAUCUAAGGCGGAUCGUAUUCCUAUGAAAAAACCCUAUAUUGAAGAUCCGGCAGGCGUUGAUUUAGACGGAUCCAUAUCGUCGUCUUCAUCGUCAUCCUCUUCAACACAUUCGGAACCAGCUUCGAAACAACUCAAGAUUCACAAGCCGGAAUCACUUCAAGUGGGGGAAACUAGUGCGAAUGAAAUAGGUGAAGGUUCUCCUAUCAAGAACAGCCCCUUCAAUAACAUUCGACCAAACCAAGUACACAGAGAACUUGCUAACUCUAAGCAGAAAGAAACUAAUGCCCCUCCGAUUGUUAAAAACGGUGCAACAAAAAUUAAUGGCCAUCCAAGUGCUCCAGUGAGAAACCGCGAUUCCGAAAGGAAAAGUUCGCUUGAAGCUAAGGUAGAGAACAAAUCUUUUUCGCAGAAGAGUCUGAGAAGAAUAAACAGCUUUCCUGAAGAUGAUGAGGAAAGUUCAGGUAAGCGCUCUAGACUAGGGGAAACUGAUGAGCCUAUUUCUACUACUGAAGAUGCGGAGAGUUCGUCCGGCGCAGAUGGCGAGGACACUGUUCGUUACACUGAUAUCAAGUCUGAUUUACAUAACAACUCUCAUGAGCCCAUACUGAAAGGGGAUCUGUUGAAUAUAGUUGACAAGGAAGUUGCAAAAGAAGGGAAAGUAUCUCCUGUGACAAAUGCCAAAACGGCAAUAUUGGAAAAACCACAUAUACGCAUAAACAACUCAAAGACUGAUGGUAAAGAAGCAUUGGGCACGGAGAUCAACCCUAAUGGCAAAAAUAUUAUUAUUAACGAAAAUGAACAAAAAAAGGUAUUGAACAUCAAGGAACUGAAAAGUGAAUUAGUGGACAAAAACAGCGGCGCAAAAACAGGAAAACCUGUUCAAGAAAACACCAAACCUGAAGAAAGAAGCAAAUCAAUUUCCGCCGGUGUUCAACCACUUGCCUCCAGUACACAACCAUCAAUAGUCAGUCAACAACAAGGACACACACCGACUCUAACUCACCCCCCUGCUAAUAUUGGAUCGGUCAAAUCGAAACCUCUUCCUUUGAAGAAAGUUGUUAUUGAUAAGGGUAAUUCUGCUUCAUCAAAGUCCUCUUCAGAAGAAGAUAGUUCAACGGAAGAUAAUUCGUCUUCAGAUUUAUCAGACGACACUGAGGAGAAAACUCCAAGACUAUCGGCUAGAAAAGUAACGAUCAAGGCAGUUCUUGAACCUAGAACAGACGACCGUGACUCGGUUAAGUCUGCAAACUCGACAAAUGCAAAUCUGCCGGUAUCAGAGAAAAAGGGACAGUCCAUAUCUGUAUUGCAUGAAACCGAAGACUCAGAUUUUUCAUCCGAAGAAGCUUCUAGCUCAGAUGAUGAAAGGGUGGCUAGGGUCAAGAAAGUGACUAUGAAGGCAAAUCCAAAGAAACAAGUACAGGAAAUCGUAGAAAAAUCGAAGCCUCCAAUUCAAAAAUACGUCCCGCCUAAGAAAAAUCAAAAAGUUUACUUGAGUGCUGACUAUAUUGAUACUACGGACGAGGAGUCCUCAGAAGAUGAGGGUGACGACAAAGCGGACGAGCAAACUAAGAAAUUGGUGGAAGCAAAAACAGCCAACAAAAACAAUGUUUUUAAAGUGGAUCAUAAUCCUCAAAAUGGGACAGGCGUUGAAGCAGCAGAUAGCAAGAAGAAAACUAAGUCGAACCCUGUAAAGAAGACGGUUAAUCAGAAUAUGGAAAAACCAAAUGCUGCGGAAGAUGCAAGCCAUAAGAAGAAGGAAGAGUCCAAGGUUUUCCAAAAAACAGACCAAAAGGCGCUGAAGGAGACAGUUGAAAAAGCAAAUAAUACAGGAAACGUUGUUUCCGUGCAGAAGAAAGAGCCUAGUCAAAAUGUCGCCAAUUCUACUGUAAAAUCGAACAUGCCAAAUAAGAAGGACUUGAGUAAGCUUCUUGCGCCUAAAAAUGUUCAAACAAAGCCGGCUGAGUCCAAGCCUCUUCCUGGAACAGAGUUGGACCGUAAAGGUAGCAAGAUGGCAGGACCCAGCAGCUUUCCGGUAAAAGAGCCUUCCAAACCUGCACCGCUUGGUCCUGUUGUAGAACGUGAGGCGGAAUCGAAAAUAUCCACUGACGUUUUGAACGAAAACGUCAAAAAGGAUGCUAUAUCUUCAAAGUCUCAAAAACCCGUGGAGCCAGUAUCCAAGCCAAUAACAGGUACUGUCUCCAAGCCAGCAUCUACUCCGGCCUCCAAGCCAAUAACAGGUACUGUCUCCAAGCCAGCAUCUACUCCGGCCUCCAAGCCAGUAUCCACGCCAAUCUCCAAGCCGGUACCCUCACCAAAGCCUAAGGAUAGUAAGAUUGACAGUGAUGAAUAUUAUUCAACAUCAUCAUCCAGUAAUGAUGAUAAUGAUUCCUCCUCUGGCAGCGAUUCCUCCUCGGAUGGCGAUUCAUCGCAAGGGGAGGAAGACGUUUCGUCGUCAGCCAGACUCCUGAAGAGGAAGAUUGUUUCGCCACCAAGGGGUGUUGUGAACUCUUCCCAGAAGGAGCUACCAUCGGUAAAUCUCGAUAGUAUUACAGAAGUACCUCAAUCGACGCAGCAGCCGGCGCCUUCAUCGCAAGAGGCAAAGAGACCACCUCUGCGAAAGCAAUCGCUAGACAAACAAGACACACAACUUCCAUCGUCACAGCCACCUUCCUCCGGUGCUAAAAAGACGACUACAAAGAGCGCAUUAUCGAGUCUUCCUCAGAAGUAUCGUCCUUCAUUGAGUUCACUGUCUGACUUGGUUUCCAGAGGUAUCCCAGAAGUGAAGGAGAAGAACUCGAAGGCGGGCAAGUCUUCGCUAGUAAACAAGACAAAGCAGAUAAUCUCUGAGGAUAAAUCGUCCUCCGAUUAUUCAUCGUCCUCUGACGACUCCUCAUCCGGCGACGAUUCCGAGUCAGACUCGGGCUCGGAUUCCGGGUCAAACUCAGGUUCAGAUUCAGACGCGGACUCGGAUUCCUCAGAUUCUUCAGAUGACGACAAAAGCAAGUUUAUUAGUGCGAAGAGCGCCGGUGCUGCGCUAAAGAAGAAGAAGGCAAAUAAGAUAUCUGGCGGGUUUGCAUCUUUGGUAAGAGACUCGAAGCGUAAGACGUAG
Huiozyma naganishii CBS 8797 is the source of this 4230-nucleotide messenger RNA. RefSeq names its product Tof2p (gene TOF2). NCBI's taxonomy places the organism in Eukaryota, Fungi, Ascomycota, Saccharomycetes, Saccharomycetales, Saccharomycetaceae. Gene Ontology annotation, biological process: rDNA heterochromatin formation; negative regulation of septation initiation signaling. The record is from RefSeq and is a predicted model, not a curated record. The coding region runs from base 1 to 4230 and encodes 1409 amino acids. Gene Ontology annotation, cellular component: nucleolus. The transcript has a single exon. Gene Ontology annotation, molecular function: rDNA binding; phosphatase activator activity.